Striga hermonthica is the source of this 1636-nucleotide messenger RNA. NCBI's taxonomy places the organism in Eukaryota, Viridiplantae, Streptophyta, Magnoliopsida, Lamiales, Orobanchaceae. The record is from the annotation of a GenBank genome assembly.
CGCAUCGCCCGUCUCGCCCAUGCCUACGCGGCUUAGGCCUUUGCCCGCGUACGUCCACUCGCCGCUGCCCGCGAGCCCCGCGCCAUCGCCGGCUUCCUCGCAUGCGUGUGCUCCUGCCUUUCCUAGGCCCUCUAGGCUGAGGCCUUCAUCCGCGUGUGCUCCUUGCGCGCACCCCGUGUUCCCCGUCACUUUGCCGCCAAGCGCCAACGCAUCCCAAUCAACCUCUGUCGCUUGCUCGCCCACCGUGCACCCGCGUACACCGUCUUGCCCGUUCGACCAUUUGCGCGCAUCAAGGCACAAUGCGCGUUCCUUGCUCGUGCUCGCACCCCUGUCGUCGACCGACUCCAAGUGCUCGCCCGAUGGCCAUGGGUCCCAACCAUCCAACCCAAUACAAUCUCCUGCUCGCCAAAUCCAACCAUCCUCCAUUCUCUGCCUACCUCUCCUUCGAGCCUCAAUCUUCCAAACUCACCUUUUCCUCGCACAAGGCUUGCACCAAAACUUCCCUUUUUUAUCCUUUGCCUUGUGUUUCCUUUGGGCUUGCUUGGCCUUGCGUUUCCGAGCCUUCACCUUGAACUUCAGACCACAUUCUUUUGGCCAGUCUCGUACACAUGAUGGCCGGUGUAUUGGACUUGUCGACUUCUCUAGCAUGUUCUCUAACCAUAUGUUGAGAUCAUCGCCACCUUCAUCCUCCGACUCGUCUGGGUUGAUGACCACUUCCGUAUUAUUUCACUCCUCUUCAAGACUUUCCUUGUCCUCAAGGAUUAGAAAAUUUAGAGCACCUUCAUCUUCAUGGUCUCUCGCGCGCCCUUCACACGCGCACGCUGUUGCGCGCGCUUUACUCCUACCGUGUCCCGCCUGCGCGUGCACACCCGCGCCCAGCACUCCUACGCCUGCUAGGUCGCGGUCCGCUCCUGCCAGCGCAUCGCCUGUCUCGCCCAUGCCUACGCAGCUUAGGCCUUUGCCCGCGUACGUCCACUCGCCGCUGUCUGCGAGCCCCGCACCAUCGUCGGCUUCCUCGCAUGCGUGUGCUACCGUCUUUCCUAGGCCCCCUAGGCCGAGGCCUUCAUGCGCGUGUGCUCCUUUCGUGCACUCUGUGGUCCCCGUCACUUUGCCGCCAAACGCCAACGCAUUCCAAUCAACCUUUGUCGCUUGCUCGCCCACCGUGCACCCGCGUACACCGUCUUGCCCGUUCGACCAUUUGUGCACAUCAAGGCACGAUGCGCGUUCCUUGCUCGUGCUCGCACCCCUGUCGCCGACCGACUCCAAGUGCUCACCCGAUGGCUAUGGGUCCCAACCAUCCAACCCAAUACAAUCUUCUGCUUGCCAAAUCCAACCAUCCUCCAUUUUCUGCCUACCUCUCUUUCGAGACUCCAUCUUCCAAACUCACCUUUUCCUCGCACAAGGCUUGCACCAACACUUCCCUUAUUUAGCCUUUGCCUUGUGUUUCCUUCGGGCUUGCUUUGUCUUGCGUUUCCGAGCCUUCACCUUUAACUUCGGACCAGAUCCUUUUGGCCAGUCUCGUACACAUGAUGGCCGGUAUAUUGGACUUGUCGGCUCCUCUAGCAUGUUCUCCAACCACAUGUUGAGAUCAUCGAAACCUUCAUCCUCCGACUCGCCUGGGUUGAUGACCACUUCC